Poeciliopsis prolifica (blackstripe livebearer) is the source of this 4227-nucleotide messenger RNA. It is a transcript of the gene pax2a, whose product is annotated as paired box 2a. Bases 566 to 1807 code for a protein of 413 amino acids. Gene Ontology annotation, molecular function: DNA-binding transcription factor activity, RNA polymerase II-specific; RNA polymerase II cis-regulatory region sequence-specific DNA binding. Gene Ontology annotation, biological process: regulation of transcription by RNA polymerase II; anatomical structure development. The record is from RefSeq and is a predicted model, not a curated record. The transcript has 12 exons. NCBI's taxonomy places the organism in Eukaryota, Metazoa, Chordata, Actinopteri, Cyprinodontiformes, Poeciliidae.
GUCCAAAGCUUCGCUCAGGCACAGCCCCGUUUCGGAGGUUGAGGGUGGACGCGCUGCUCUGUCUCCGCCAUGUCCAUGUUGUUGUUGUCAUCUCCGCCCCUUAUCUGACUGAAGCGCAGAGCCCCGCCAGUCCAGCACGCUGUCAGAGGAGAGAGGGGGAUUUUCUCUUUUUUUCCUCUCCUUUCUUUCUUCUUCUUCUUCUUCUGAGUGGAGCUCAGAGCUAUAUACCGGCUUGUUUGGUUUUCUUCAGGAUGUCCUCCAAACACUCAGAGUGACACGAGUUUUAAAGCCAAAUGCUGCUGCAGCCGGCGCGCUCUGCACACGCGUGGGUCAUGCGCUGCACCUGACAGACUUUCUUCCAUACUUUUUUUUUUUUUUUUUUUUUUUUUUUUUGGUAAAAGGAAAACUCAACAAGAAGUUGAAGAACCCGCGGACUCCUUCCAAGGCGGACUGUGUUUUACACCAAAACAAAUUUAUAUUUAAUCUUUUUUUUAUUCGUUUAAAGCUGCACCACAAAGGCGAAACGGCGACCUCAGUCGAUUACCUUUCUUUCCUUUGCUAUCCCAUGGAUAUUCACUGCAAAGCAGACCCCUUCUCGGCGAUGCACCGGCACGGCGGUGUGAACCAGCUCGGCGGGGUGUUUGUGAACGGCAGACCCCUCCCGGACGUGGUGCGGCAGCGGAUAGUGGAGCUGGCCCACCAGGGCGUCCGGCCCUGCGACAUCUCCCGACAGCUACGGGUCAGUCACGGCUGUGUCAGCAAAAUCCUCGGCAGCUAUCAGAAGGCAUUUCAGAGGUACUACGAGACCGGCAGUAUUAAACCGGGAGUCAUCGGGGGCUCCAAACCAAAGGUGGCAACGCCGAAAGUAGUGGAUAAGAUCGCGGAGUACAAGCGCCAGAAUCCCACGAUGUUUGCGUGGGAGAUAAGGGACCGACUCCUGGCGGAGGGGGUCUGCGACAACGACACAGUACCCAGUGUUUCAUCCAUCAACAGGAUUAUCCGCACCAAAGUCCAGCAGCAAUUCCACCCGUCCCCUGAUGGAUCCGUCACGCCGCUCUCCACACCCGGCCACACCAUAGUGCCCAGCACAGCCUCGCCUCCCGUGACCAGUGCCUCCAAUAAUCCCGUAGGAUCCUACUCCAUCAACGGCAUUCUGGGUAUUCCCCGCUCCAACGGCGAGAAAAGGAAACGGGAUGAUGUUCUCUGGAGUGGCAACCACUUGGAUGGAAGGAAAAUAGGACAUUAUGGCUCAGAUGGCUCAGGCCCUGGCAGUGACUCGCAGGGCAGUGUGGAGAGUUUAAGGAAACAUCUGCGAGCAGACGCCUUCACCCAGCAACAGCUGGAAGCCCUGGAUCGCGUGUUCGAACGGCCGUCUUACCCUGAUGUCUUCCCCACAUCAGAACACAUCAAACCAGAGCAGGCGAAUGAGUACUCCCUCCCAUCCCUGAAUGCCAGCCUGGAAGAUGUGAAGCCCAGCCUCUCCACCAGUGCCAGCUCCGACCUCGCUUCCAGUGUCUCGCAGAGCUAUUCUGUUGUGACAGGUCGAGAAAUGGCGAGCACCACUUUACCUGGCUACCCACCCCAUGUCCCCCCCACAGGACAAGGCAGCUACCCCACCUCCACUCUUGCAGGCAUGGUUCCUGGGGGUGACUUUUCUGGAAACCCUUAUUCUCAUCCCCAAUACACAACCUACAAUGAGGCUUGGAGGUUCAGUAAUCCAGCGUUACUGAGUUCCCCUUAUUAUUAUAGUGCCGCAUCCCGUGGCUCCGCGCCUCCCGCUGCUGCCACUGCCUAUGACCGCCACUAGUCACCCCGGAGACCAGCGCAAACUGCAAGGCCAGAGCUUCAACCUCCACGUUGUUCCUGUCUGAGAAACAGCGGGACCUCUUCAACUUAUGCGAUAAAGACGAAGGAUGAACGAGGCUGGAGCUGCCGCUGUUUUUACGCAUUGUGGGUCAGAGCAAUGGGGAGGGGGAGGGUCCCGAAGGAGAUUGGAGCCUGUGAGUUCCUCACAGGCUUGAACAUUUCCAGAAUGACUUCAAUAGAAUCUAUAAAUAUAUAUAUUAUAAAAUAUAAACUGAAGAAAAAAACUGUGUGAAGAAUACCAUGUGGAAAAAAUUUUGUGGGAUUUAUAAUUAUUUUUUUUUUGUCUUUUUGUUGCUGUUGUUGUUGUUAUUUUAUUCAUGAUUCCUCACACCUCUUUAUGUAAUAAACUGCAGUAUUUUUUGUCUUCUCUCAAGAGACAUGUCCAGGAGUGAUUGAUGGUGGUUCCACAGAUUGAUAAUGUAGCAACUUACACCAGUGUUGCGGGCCUGCUUUCUACACUUCAAAGAGAUGGGUUCUCCACAUUUAAAGUCAAGCAAACCUUUUUUCUUUUUUUCUUUCUUUUUUUUUCUGGUGCUUUGACAUAAUUCCUUCGGUCGUCCUUCUUCUCCGGCCCAUCUUGAGCUAUCAGCACAUCCUUCGAUGUUUACCGAUCCUUCAUUCCCAGAGCAACGUCGCACCUGUGGCAAACAAUCAGAUGUAAAAAUGUAAAUUCUUUUGCAAAGUAUAAAAAAGAAAAAAAAAAAAAAAAGAAGUGUGGUGACCAUGCAUUUAUAAGGGUCAUGUCAGGAUUUUAAAUACUUCAACAAUGUGAGGGAUUUUCCUGUCAAAGUUUUUAUGUCAACAAACUUAUCAAAGAUUUUCUGGAUUGUUUUUUGUUUUUUUUUCCUGUCAUGUUCCUUUGCUCUUUUUUGCACUAACAACUCUUUUUGAGGAACAGUUACCUGGAAAUCUCAGUUUAAUGGCUAAAUUAAACACACAAACAAUUCAUUCUGGAGCUCUCUGGCUGAAUGAUGCCUCUUGAUCCAGUUGCAGAAGUAAAACCACAAGAUGCCCGCAAAGCUUAGAAAGAUGAUGCAGUUGUGACAAGAAUAACCAUAAAUUAGCUUCAAUAACUGCCUUACAAGCUUGUUUUGUCAACCUUAACUUACACCUCUUUGGUAGAAGUCAUAUUUUCCUCUUCACAGAGCCUGAAAUCGAGCAUUUGUUUUUGUUUGACUGUUUGUUUUGGGGGAGAAUAUUCUGUGAAUGUACUCCUCCUACCACAUUUGCCAAAGACUUAGUUUGAUAUUUAAUAUUUUAUUUACAGUAAGUUUAAUAUUUCAGUAUUAUCUUAUAAAUGAGUCAAGACUCAACAUGUACGCCGAGACAGGUGAACGACAUGAUCCAUGCGAGGAAGGUGAAAUCCAGUGGCUUAAUAUUCCAACAGCUGCAAACUAAGUGCUGCUUUUUAGAAAGAUGUGUGAAUAAUGUGAAGACAAUUUGUCUCUGUAAAUAUAUAACAUCAUACAGAAACACCGCUGCAGUAUCGUACUAAUGUACCAGCUCCCUUUGUAGAUAAACACACUGAAGCUCAUGAAAAAAGAGAAAAAAAAUGAAAAGAAAAACGUGCAUUACAUUUGUGUCUCAGUGUGAUGUUCUGCUCUGAGGAAAGUAUAACCUAUGGCUAUAUAGCAGUGGCAGGUUUCAGAUGCUAACAUCCACAUAGGUUGUCUUUUGUCGUUUUUGCUCUUUUUUUUCCUCUUUGAUUUGUUGUCAUGAUGGUGUUUUAUGUCACUAUGCAAUAAGUUGAAUGGCUUUCUGCCGCUGUUUUGUUGUCGGGCUCAAAAUAACCGGUCCCCAUGGAGAACAGUACAAAGGUUAACUAAAGGAUUCAAACAACUCGUGGAGAGAAAUCAUUUCUUCCUUUAAUUGUUUUUGCUUCCCUUUCACGAAGAAGUCCUGGGUAACAAUCAAAGAUGUCAUCCUGUUUGCUGUUUGUAGAUGUAAUCAUCUCCUUGUGCAGAAACACAGAAUCCCCAGACACAAAACUGUCCACCAUCUCUCUGUUCUAUGAUUAACAAUGGGCAACCAAGCUAAAACCUGCUGUAAGGAAGAGAACCAAGAAAGAAGAGAACAGCGCUCAAUCUGAAAGCAAUCUUCCACAAAUUGCACUUGGGAUUUGCAUAUCUGAAAAUGUAACAACCUGGUCUUUCCUCUCGGACAUGGAGAACCUCUGCUGGACCGGGUCACCCGCUGCUGUAAAAGAUGAUACAGGACACGUGUCACGGACAUUAAAAGGAUCUGAUGAAAAUCUAUAAGGAAAGCCUCGUGGCCUCAAUCAUUGUUCCUUUUCAGUUCUGUUUCAAUUCUCUCUUCUUUUUUUUUUUGUGCACAUGAGAAAUAAAUUCUUUUAUAUGUCCA